Messenger RNA from Paramuricea clavata, 12626 nucleotides. The record is from the annotation of a GenBank genome assembly. NCBI's taxonomy places the organism in Eukaryota, Metazoa, Cnidaria, Anthozoa, Malacalcyonacea, Plexauridae.
GCCACAUGUAGUAGUCAUCAUCAACACUUAUGGUAACUGUUUUUUGCAGAACUGACGACAAGUAUUUCUUCCAAAUUGAGUCAUCUUUACGGGCCUUCUUAUUGAAAAUCAGUGUUUGUGAUGCUAUGCUAAAACCAAAUCCAUCUGGUAAAGUGCAAAGUUAUAUACAUAUAUGAAAAAUAAGUAAAAGUAUUGGUUGUUUGUGUGGUGUGUAUACGAAUUUUGAAGUCAUAAAGGACGAAGAGCAAAGCCGUGCGUUAAUAGAUCUUUCAGAAGGAGCGGUCUAUAAAACUCGUGCGACAAAAUAUACCCACAGAAGCAAGUCAGAACUAUUAUUCCAUACCUGCAUGUGUUAAAAGUCGAUUACAUUCUUCGACAAAAGUACUUACGCUGCGGUCCGCGUUGUGACUUCAGAACAGUACUAACAAUGAGCAGGAAAAAUUACAAACUCUAACUUUAAAGUAUGUUUUUCGACAAAUAACCGACCAUGCCCGCACCUCUCCUGAGAUCGUUUUGCACCUCCCCGAAAAUUCAUGCACCUUCCCUUAGAAAAGAUCAAAUGGUAUAACAAAGUCAAAAGACUCAACCUUAAAGGAUAAUGAUAAAUGGGAACAAAAAAUGUUGUUACAGAUUUUUCAUAUCAAGCUUAACUCUUGAAAAAUUUUGACCGACGAAAGCGAGGAGCUGUCCGCCAUCUUGGAUUAAUUAUUAACCUUGUUAACUAUCAUUUUGAUGCCGUCAGGAGUGCGGUUAGCCUUAUAAAAUUACUUCUAAGUUACUGAGUAACAAUGAAAAGUUGUUUAGUUUUAUUCAAUUCGAAAUUUGAAAUAGCAACGAAAAACGAAUUUCGGGUUGAUAUUGAUCACUGGCUGUCAAGAUAAAAAACUUACCUGACCUCACUUGUGAUAUGCAUAUCCUCAAAUCUGUAACCAGAUUUUAUAGAUGUUUUUAAACGCUUUUUCAAAUGAGACAAUAAAAUGUUUUGUUGCCAUUGUCCUUUAACAUGAGUUAAUUUUAAUGUUUGUUGUGUUGCUUAUAGGGUCCACACUAUUUAACAACGCUUUUCUGUAAAAUUGUGAAAGUCAUCACCUCUGUGGCAAUUACUCUUUUAAUGCAGUGUUUUGAAACGAGUCGUACAGUCAUAAUCCAUAAAUACAUUGAUAGGUACGACUUAUUGUACAGUACAUGCAUACAUCACGUAGUUAAUUAACUUGAUGGUUAUACUCUAAGCCUUAACAUCCCAGGGAGUGGCACCUCCCCUAAAACAUUUCUUACCUCCCAAUUUCCCAUCUCCCCCACCCUUCCCACCAAAAUCCGGCCUUGACUGAGACUAACGACAAGCAAAAAGUAAUGGAAAAAAACAGUAAGUUUUGUGGACCUGAUUUCACGAGGCGAAAUGCAGUCGACCCAUGCAUGCAGUAUACAAGAGGAACGAAACCGAGACGAGAGAGCUCCAUAAUACGUGCAUAACUAAACAUUUUAGUAUAAAAGUAUUAUCCAUCGCUUAGAGCUAAGCUGUUGCCAGGAGUCCUAUUUCAUGACUUUCAUAUGAUGCGCUCUUGCCCACUGAGAUCAAUCAAUCAAUCAAUCAAUCAAUCUGUUUAAUUAAAACCAAUUUGCAGUUUUUAAAGGAAAACUGAAUUACAUGGAGUACUAAUAUAGCAUAAAAAUUUAUAUUAAAAUGUACAUAUAUAUAUAUUAUAUAAAAUAAUGUUUAUUUAGUUAGGACUGUUAAUUAACUAUAAAGCUAAUAAUAUUUCCUAGUCACGAAGUUUUUUAACCGUUCAGUGGUUUCUGACCAUAAAGGUUGUUCGGCCGUUCUGUCAUUCCUUAAGUCAUAAUCAUGAGUUUUUACCCCGGGACGAAUUUCCAUAAUUUGGGUCAAAGGGUUGUAGGGUGAAACAUCACGUCGCAGAGAUUCGACGAAUUUCUUGCAAGAGAUGUCUCUACGAGUACUCAGAUACUGUAAGUUUGAAAUUUCAAGGGCUUCAUCAUGCAAGAAUAUAUAGAUCUGCACUUGGUACAUAAUAAUUACAAUUGCAUGGGGCACAGAUGAAGAAAUGUAGAGCCCAAUGAUUUUGGUUCAAGAAAAUUUGGACAAUACAUCGGCGAAUUUCAUGAUUAAAAUAAUUUUAAUAUCUAAGCUGUAGUUAAAUUGUUACAAAUUUUAAUAAAGGUUAUUUGCAUGCAAUGAAAUGCUCAAGCGUUUCUGUUCAAACCUCAUGUAACCACUAUAUACAUACAUGCAUAUAUUUGUUGAACAAUUCUGAUCUUACCAUUUUACCUCUAAUUUGUAUUUUUAAGAUUUAUUAUACGGUGGGAACAUGAAAUAAACGUAGUGAAUAAAAAUUAUGCAGAACUUUAUUUGCGGUGACACCAAAACCCAUUGAAAUUUUCAAGGUUUAUCACAAAAACAAAGUAUUGCUUCUCGCCUUACACCUACGAAACAUAGCUUAGAUUCUAUUCGGUAAUUUUUCUGAAACGCUUCCAUCAAUUGUUAUACCACAAUUCUUCAAUUUCUUUCGCUCUUUCCGAAGAUUAUAUAUUUCUUCGAAAUGAUUGAGCAAGACUGGUGCUGGUAGAAUGAACACGAUCAAAAUUCCAAGAAUUGUUGUGAUUGCUCCAACAAGCUUUCCAAGCACAGUGGUGGGUACUACAUCGCCAUAUCCGACGUUGGUUAGUGUAAUGAUAACAAACCAUGCUGCGUCAGGGGUAUCUUCAAUCAGUGAUGUUGAGGAAUACUUUUCGGCGAAGUAGAUCAAAGAUGACAAUGAUAUCGUUAAAAUUGUGACCAAUAACAUGAGUCCCACAAGUAAAUACAAACACUGUCGAAUAGUGUAACCCAGUAAACGAAGUGCUUCAAUGUGAUGCGCAAGCUUCAGCACUCUUACUACUCUUGCGAAACGAAGCAAUCUAAGGAGCACGAUGAUAUUACCAAUGUCACCGUCGUCUAGUUUUAGAAGUAAAAUCCCAAAGAAUGGAACGAUCGAAAGGAAGUCAAUGAUCCCCAAGAAAGAAAACACAAACUUGAGCCUGUGUUGUGUGGUCAACAGCCCCGCCACAUACUCCAGUAGAAACCAAGCAGUUAUUAGGCAAUCUACAAUAAACCAUUCUAAAUUUUGUUCACAGUUGGCAGCGCGAUCCGCGGGCACUGUACCAUUGUUCUUGCACAGUAUUUUAUACCCCAUUUCAGUGGUUUCGAAACAAAAUAAAAAUGUUGUGAUGACUAUAAACAGAGACGAUAUCCACGAAAACAACAUGGCAGUAUUCGAGCUCUUUGGGUCUUUAAAGAGCUUCCAUAAAGUCUGUUUCCAUGCGAUCUUCGGCAUUUCCACUGGUACGGCUUUUAAAGUCCAGCAUGCUGGAAAAUAAUCUGCCAAUUCGAAGAACUGGAGUUCAUUUGUGAAAAUAGUGAACGGUACGUCUUUUGGUUGGGCUAGUAUACCCCCAGAUUGAUAGAAGAAUAAGACUGCAUUAAACGCAAACUUGUUUCUGUUCUCGAAGACAUAAGCAUCCUUCUCUGACACGUAAUGUUCGCGUCGUUUGCGACGCGAGCCCAGCAAUGUGUCUGGGAAUUUCAUUAAGGUUUCUUCGAAUGUUUCAAACAGCUCGCCUUGGAUGAGAAUUUUCACUCGACGACCGCUCACGAAUGUUUCUGAAGUACAUAACGGAAGACGCGGAUCGACUCCUUCAACAAGUUGAAUGCUACCUCUGCUCGUGAGUUGUAAAUGAUUCAUUCCCAUAAAACUUCCUCUCCGAGGUGCAUCGUCUUGGUUCGCUGAAGGAAAUGCCAAGAAACGUGCGGCGCCGCCACCAAACAUUAUGAAGAACGCGGUAGAAAUUAAAAAGCGGUUUACAAAAAUUCGUUUGUAAAUUGAAGUGGAUUAAAACGGUGCGGGGCGAUAUCAAAACGCCUGUUCCUCGUUAAAUAUCGCCUUCAGACUGCUUAUAGGCUUGAAAGAGUAAUUGUGGCUCAACACAGGUGGGGGAAUAUAUAGUGCAUGCAAUAAAUAUUUCACGGCGUAACCGCACAACUGCGUCAAAAAUCUGUGCAUAUCGUGAGUUUAUGCUAAUUUGCCAGCUGUGCAAGAAACUUUGGUUUUGUUUAAAUAAAAUAUGGAAUCGACGUAAAGAAAGUCUCACGAAUAUUUUUCUUUGGUUGGUUGACUCGAUAGACUUGUUUGUCUGUUUGCUAUUUCGGACUAAUCGUGCAUGAUAUAUAUAGUACUAUCUCGCAACCAGAUCCCUGAAGAUCGAGUUAACAGAAAAUUGCUAUAAGUGACCAUUUUUUUGCUACUUCGCUGAUUUUACUGAACAACGGAACACAAAGCUCGAAAAAGUUGAUAUGUGUAAAUAUUUCAGACCUGUCCACAUGUAGAAGUAGUUGAUACUAUAAUAUUUGUUUCUAUUAUUUUUUAGUCAGUUCUUCUCUUCUCUCUAUUUAUCGAGAGUAAAAUUGGGUCCUAAAUGUGAAUUCAAAAUAUUUGUUGACGCUAUAUAUUAAUUUCUGCUGCAACGUUGCAUGAGGCAAUUUUAGCCACCCCUAAUUGGCCUUGCAACACAAUUUCUUACAUGUUAUCUUGGGAAGUAUACUCACAGAAAAAUGAUGAAGAUUGCUUCAUUUCACCGAAAUCGUUCUCAUUCAUUUCUCUGUUGCAUUCCUGGAUAUAUUAUAGGUGUAUAAGACAAAAAUGAUCACAAUUACUCCUCGGCGACAAAUACAACAGUACUCGGUGUAUAUAUGCAGCUAAAUUGCCAGGCUUCCGGCCAUUUGUAACUGUCGUGACCAAGUCAGGUUCGACCAUAGUAUUUUAACUAUGGUUCAACGAUAUGAAAUACAGUCGAACCCCUAUAAGCGGACACCUCUCUUAAGCGGACACCCCUUUUAAGCGGACACAUAUCUCAGGUCCCAUUCGUUUUCUUUAAUAAAAUACUAUUAUCAUAACCCCUAUUAAGCGGACACCCCUCUUUAACGGACGCGGACACCUUACUUGAGGUCCCAAUGGGCAAACUAACCUCUCUUAAGCGGACAGAUGACAGAUUGUCUGAUAAAAUGUAUUCAAUAUUCGACAGUAAAUAACAAUUGAGAUCAAUUUACAUGGCACAUUGACAGUGACACACCAACUUGGCGCGAAGACAUCAGAGCCAAGAUUAUUGAGAAGUGACGAACGAGGACGGAGGACUGUGAGCCGGCAGCCAUGGAGCCGAAAGAUAUGUGUCAGAUCACUGAUGAUGACAACGAACUGAACAAAAAAGAUGAAAUUGACUGGUCUCUUAACGAACGAGUCAUUAAAUCUUCCUCCGAAGCCCCUAACGUUGUCGAGCGGCUGGCAGAAUUCGCACAAUUUCGAGGUUUGGAAGAACUUUCCAACGUCAUUUUUAUGUAAAUGACAUAAUGGGCUAUCGUCUGCGUGAGCCUCGAAAGCAAACUUGUAUUGAUUCCUUUUUUAUGUGACUGUGAGAGACGUAUACAUUUUCUAAUGAACUUUUAUGCACAAAUAAUUUUUCAUUUUAUGCUAAUUAUUUCCUAGAUAUUUUUUACUGUUUUGAUACUCAAAUUACACACCUAAUUACACACCUUUGCCUCCUGCUGUGUUUUUCCACAUACCCCUUUUAAGCGGACACCCCUUUUAAGCGGACACUUAGGCGAGGUGCCAAAGGUGUCCGCUUAAUAGGGGUUCGACUGUACUCUAGAUAUAUCUCGUCUUUUAUAUGCUGUUUGCCAAUUAGUCUUCACUGGCUGUAGAGAUACAGUAUAUUGACACUCUAUAACAUGGGUGACCUUGAUUUAUGUUCACGACGGUUACGACUAAAUGGAAACCAUGCUUACUUCGAAUCCAGAUCCAGAACAUGGAAUCCGGAAUCCACACUUGCAUUAAGAUCCGGAAUCCAGUAAUUUGGUAAUGGAAUCCAGAUAAAUCUAGACAAAGAAUCCAAUCUAGACAAAGAAUCCAUUGCGGACUUUCGUGAGAUAUAGGCUACUAGUAUCCACGAUCCUGGAUCUACGAGUCAGGAUCCGGAAUCCACGAGUCGGGAUCCGGAAUCCGACUUACGUCCAUAUUCUAAAAGCUCACUCACACUCAAUGAGUGGAGGUUAAAUCUGAGCUUCUCUCGAGUCCCAUUGCUGUUUUUGAAUAGCUAGAGGGCCAGUGUCAUACCUUACUAUGUUAUUACUCACUCUACAGCUAUUCAAAAGUAGCAUUGACACUCAAGAGAAGCUCAUAUUGAACCUCCACUCAUUGAGUGUGAGUGAGCUUUUAGAAUACGGGCGUUAGUCUUGAAUUCCUUUACAAGGACGAAAUGUUAUACUGUCACUAAUCUAUACUGUUCAGGUGAACUGUAGUUAACUGAUGCCACCUACAGCGCCCUAAACAGUGGGGUGGGGGUGGGGGGGAACUGCCUCCUAGAGAAAACUAUAUUUACGUUUUUAGAAUGACAUUAUUAAUUAUUCUUUGGGUAUUUGGGAUUUUUUUCGGCAUAUAGGCCUUACUGCUCCCCAACCUCGUACCCAGGAUCUUUCUCUGUUGACAGCCCUCCCUGUUGAAAAAAUCCUGCGUACGGCCCUGGCCACCUACAUCAAUUUAAAUACUUCAUUAUUCAACAUAACUUAGUUACGUUUGGCUCCUGAACAGCUAGACAUUAAAUUAUAACAUUAAGUUAGUCUUGAAAGUUUCUGUAGAGUAAAUUGUUAAUUAAAACGUACAAUUGUAUGCAGUAGUAAUUUACAUAUUAAUCACAUUGAUCUGGAAACCACGAUCAAACUGCGAGCAACAGUGUCAGUGUUGUUGCAAUUCAUAAUGGAAAAGUGGUUUUGAAACAUUAAAUAUGCAAAACGUUCAAAUGAAGAGAAAAUUACAGCAUUUUUUAUACGAGAAUUCUGCAAUAGUCAGGGAUAAGCGUGAUCUAAAGAAUAUCAUGUAUGCGCAUUUAUAUUGACAAGCUAUAUAAAGUUUUAUUUCAUACGAAUUUUUCAACCACGGGGUGAAGUUCCAGUCCAGCUGCUAAAGCAUAUGGCAAGAAUUUUAAAAUAUAAAUGUUUAUCACCAUGUAUUUAGGUUUUUAAAUUCCAGCCCAUCAAAAUAUGUUUCCACACAUAAAAAUCCCCAAGCCGUGUAACUAUAGGAUGUCACUAAAAUCACAAAUAGUGUAAUAUAAUGUAUCUUACUAGCAUAGAACCAUAUUAUUGUCUAGAAUAUAUUUUUGUUAUUAUCAUACAUAAAACUCGUCUGUGAUUGGUUGAUUUCAGUGCCGUUAAUCCCAAACAGCAGUACAAUUUUCUGUAAUCACAGUGCAAUUUUCUGUAAACACAGUGAAAUUUUCUGUAAUCACAGUGCAAUUUGCUGUAAUUAGAGUGCAAUUUUCUGUAAUCACAGUGCAAUUAUCUGUAGUCACAUAAAAUAUUCUUUUUUUUUACAUAGUGGGUUUUUCAAGGUUUUCGUGAGUUUUUCAAAGACCUCAAAUAGCACCCGUCCUUCGGAAUCGUGCUAUUUUGAGGUCUUUGAAAAACUCACUCGUCCAUGUUAUAUCCAAAUUGCACUCGAAACAAUGCUAUUACCUUAAUAUUAUACUUAUCAGUUUGGUUGUUUAAUAUAGAAUUCCGUAAUCUCCGGUCACAGUAAAAGAAGCUCAUUUAUAUGAUGAUUGUAUAAAGUUUACGUAACCUUAUCAAACGACGCAGAAUUUAUUUUUAAAGUCUUUUAAAAAUUAACUCAAAUGAAACAAUCAUAAAAAAUUAUCCUCAUCUUAUCGGGCGUUAAAAGCUGCUCAAAAUUGUUAAACUGCAUGGUAAGCCUGAAUCUCAAAGUUUUUUUGAUUUGAUGCCGGAUAUAAAUCAAAGUUUUAUUUCUUAAUAAACCGAAGCGUUUGCUGAAAGAAUAAAUAGUACAAAAAUUUGUCAUUCAAAACAACAAGUUCAAAAGCGAGUGGUUUUAAAAUUACUUGCUUCGUAUAGUCAAAAUUGCAUUGCUUUCCAACUAAGUUUUUUUGGGUUUUUUUGUAGAUUGCAGAUUCUCGCUACUGGUUUAUACGAAACAGUCUGCAGUUUUAAAAAUGGAGGAUGAGGAUAAGACAAAGGUGUGAAUAUUUUCUUAUAUCUCAGUAUCUGUUAAACAUACCUUGACGUACUUGCAGCACUGUUGCAUGUACGCGUGUUUAAUAGUUAGGAAUUCCACAUGAUUUAUACCUGGCAAACUGAUCGCCUUGAUAAAGUAGGAAUGACCCAACCUCAGGUCGCCUCUAAGGUUGAGUCAUUCCAGAGGAAAUUAGUGCUUUCCAGCGAGGGUGAAAUCUACACUUGAUAAAGGUAAAAUAGUCCUCCUGCAACCCGCGUCUUCAAUAAAUCUGGAACUAUACAGGAUGUGUAUUUUGCUGGCUGAGUGACUCCUCACCAGAUAUUUUUUGACAUAACAACCAAGGGCGGAUUUUCAUUUUUUUUAAAGGAGUGGUAGAAAAAUUUCUAGUGGGGUGCAAGCGGCACCACUGAGCGAGCUUUGGCAGGGGUUAGGCGUUAAGGUUAAAGACUUUCACACUAAAUAGGAGGGGUGAAGCAAAAUUUUGGUGGGGUUGAACACUUUAUAAGAGGGGUUAGAGAGAUUCUAGGAGGGGUUUAACCUCCCCUACCCAGUAAAUCCGCCCAUGAUAACAACACAGUAAUAGAUAGUUGAUUCUGGUUAUAAUGCUCCGCUCUUUAAUAAACUAAAUCUUCUUGAUAUUUACAAGAUAAACUCCUUACACACGUGGAGAUUUAUGUUUUGUUAUCAUAAUAAAUUGCUUCCAUGCAACCUGUUUUCUCAAUCUAUUUAAUGCAAACAAAUAAGUCCAUAACUAUAACACAAGAAACGUCGACUCAUAUCGAUCUCAUGCAUGUAGAACUAAUAUAAAACAAUUCACAAUGCUUUCUCGUUGUCCGAAACUGUGGAAUUCCCUCCCUGAUACCGUUAGAAAGGCAGAGACAUUAAGUUCCUUCAGGAAUAGAAUGACGAAAUACUUACUUGAUUCAUAAUCUUAUUGAUACGCUUGAGUUUCUUUUGCUUGAUCAGAUAUACCUUAAUUUUUACAUAUAUUUAAUUCAAAUCUUCAAGGAGACAUCCUAUUCAUAAGCGCUAUAGUUUCUGUGACUCCUUGCCACUGACAUUAUGAAUCAAUUAUUAUUAUUAAAUGUAAUUUAACAUUGAAAUUUUAUGAUAAAAAAUAACAGAAGUAAACAAAAGACUUGCAGUAUAUAAUGAUGGGAACUAUACUAUCUGUGUAUAUAAAUUACCGACGCCGAUAUCCAUUUUAUAUCACAGACAUGAUAUUGGGAUGUGGUAUAUUAUUUAAUUAAUAUAGAUGUAUUAAAAAAUAGGUUCAUUAAGUGCUACUGCUGAGGGAGUCAAUUAGAAUGCUGAAAGGCCAUUUUUCAAUACUGAAAUUAUACUAAAGUCAUAUAGUCAUAUGGUCAUAGUCAUAUGGUCAUAGUCAUAUAGUCAUAGUCAUAUAAUCAUAGUCAUAAUCAUACAGUCAUAAUGAUACAGUCAUAUAUUCAAAGUCAUAUAGUCAUAUAGUGAUGUAGUCAUAGUCAUAUAGUUAUCAUUAUAGUUAUAUAGUUAUAUAGUUAUAUAGUUAUAUAGUCAAAUAGUCAUAUAGUCAUAUAGUCAUAUAGUCAUGUAGUCAUAGUCAUGUAGUCAUAGUCAUAUAGUCAUACCCCAAACACCUCAAUGAGGUACCCCAAACACCCCAUUGGGAUAUAUAGUCAUAGUCAUAAUAGUCAUGUAGUCAUAUAGUUACAUACUGUAGUAUACAUGUUAUAGUUCAUCUGCAAUUUAUCCCAACACAGAACGAGUCAUUUGGAUGAGGCGUUUUUAUCGUAUUUAAAAUGCUCUGGUUGCGCAUUCGCAGUGUGCUUUAAAUAGUGGAUAACGUGCACUUGUAGCUAUAACUAAAUCUGUAAAAUGCAUUAUGUGAACUUAAUAGGCAUUCCCUUGGAUGAAUGUUGAAAAAAGUGAAAUAGAAAUGAAAUCUCCUUCAAUCAUCCCACUAAAAUCCACCUCGUCUGAAUUACUGAAGGUGAGAUAUUAUUAUUGGCUUCUUGCGCACACAGUCUUGUGUAAGGAAAGUUUAAAGGCAGAUUUACACCACACAACCUAAAAAUGUCUCAUGCAAGGUGCUUGUUGGCGAGUUGUCUGCUUGAUUUACAAAGUACAACGCAAGUUGUAAGCAGGUUGCAUGCCACAGUUUUAGGCAAAGGUUGUGUAGUGUAAAUCGGCCUUAAUCCCCGAGCCGACGGCGUGAAGCGCCGUGCGAGGGUACUAAUUCCCCCCGGCUAUUUACACCCGGGGAAACGAAAGCAUUAGCGAAGUCUAAAGUUCAUCAAAUAUCGCGGGCGUGGGUCACCAACCGUGGGUGGUCAUUCUCACUGAUCUCAAAAAUAUGGCGGACUGUCAUGAAUAGCGAACACUGUGAUUGGUCCAAUUUAAAGUUUGCAUUAUAACGACUGCAUGACGACAGCGAAAUAGCAAACAUUUCUUUAUUUGAUGAUUGAUAAAUUUCUUGCAAAUAUAUUUCAUUUUUGUAAGGUUUUGUAAAUUUUAAGAAAGAAAUGGCGAAAGAAUCGGCUAAAAGAAGGGAGCCGACGUUAACGAAGGUAAGUUUGUUUUAAAUAUUGAUUUUAUAAUUGCUUUAAACUAUAAAACAAGACAGCAUAUCGGGCCCCAUUUCAGUGUAUCUUUAAUAUUGAUUCCCUUUUUUAUUAUAUUAAAUUUUUUUAAAUAAAAAAGAAAGCAAAGUUAUUUGCAUGCGAGAAUUUGAAAUCAUUUUAUUGGAAACUCAAAGUUUAUCGAUAAAGCCAUUUAAUUAAAGAAUAUAAAAGGCAGUUUAGUUUUAUAAAGAACACUUUAAAACGUUUUGCGAAGCGUUUGUGGUUGAAUUUCACCUUAAAUUGAAGCUUAUAUUUAUCAUUUAUAGACCUGGAGCGAGGGGGAUUCGGCGAAAUAUUACCCGAAGUGAUGAUAUUUCCCGAGGGGCUUUGCCCCGAGGGAAAUAUCAUCACUGGGGGUAAUAUUUCGCCGAAUCCCCCGAGCGGAAGGUCUAUAAAUGAUAUAUUAUACCGAAAAUUAAAAGCCUCCAAGUUGAGAAUUAAAAACUUGACACAUACCUUCGUGAAUACGACGUCUUAUUUUCGGAUUAACGCAAGUGUCGUCGCUUUUCUUUCGAAUCACAUAUCGUUUGGAAUAUUAAUGACAAAACCCCAGGUUUUAGGUUUGAAAAAGGCCCGGGUUUUAGGUUUAAAAUUGAAUUAUUCAUCACCAUUAAUACUAUUUACGUUUUGUCGGCCAUCUUGUUGUCAUGCGUGUUCUCCCGCGUGGUGUACGCGAAUAAUGUUCCACCCCAUGUUCCCCGGGGAACAUGGGGUGGAACAUUGUCAAAAGGAACGCAGGCUCGCUAAUUGAUGACGUAAGGCGUGAUAUCGCGAUUAAUUUCAUGCUCACGUGGCACAAACUAAGCUUCCUGAUUGGACAAUUUGAAUAUGAGGUAUAAUAUUACGUAUAAUAUCAUACUUAAUAUAUAUAUGUUGGGAAAUUGAUAAUUUUGUAAUUAAAAGUGAUAUUUUUAAGCGAUUGUUCAUUUGUAAGAAUAUUCUUAAGAAAUUAUCGUGUUACCAUGACAACUACUUUAGAUACUUCAUGUUCGGAAAAUACAAUGGUUUUGUCAGCAAGGCGAGGGUUUCUGCAUGCAUGUAUUUUCUAGUAGAUAAAAUAAUCCAGGAAGUAGCUCCCUUUGUAUAGGCAUCUCAUGGAAGAGAUACCUAUGAAAGAGGCUAACUUGGAAUAUACAUGUCCAGAGCGCAGAAAAAUUUUACAGAGAUUUCAUUCAGCUUAAUACAUGCAUGCAUAUCCGAUUACAAACGUCAAUGUAACUUUUAACAGGCUUACAUAGAUAUGCGAAUAGCUAGCGAUUCCAAUGCGAAAACCGACAUACAUAUAGACAUACCUAUCAGGCGACUCAAUGCGAAUCAUUGCGAAGAACGAAGACAUCCGAAUAACAAAUCAAUGAAUAGUUUAAUUAACGCAAGCGAACUGAUUUAGCUCUCUCAAACCCGAGAACGGAAUUCCUAAAAAAAACACACGAUUAAUCCAGACUUUCAAAGAAAUAUGCAGACGAAUCACAACAUCGUUCUGUCAAGCUGAUGUUAAGUUGACAAUUAAUGACUAAAUAAAUUUGUGGUGAUUGGUAUUGAACCUAUAGGAACACAGUGAGGUUAACUCGAGGAUGGGGCAUUCCCAAUUGCAUGAAUGGUAAUCAAAUCAAAUUUGAAUUUUAUGCAGAUGCAGCUAUUUGUGGAAGAAUCUGAAAGCAAAACGUCGCGAAAUGUGGCUUAUGGUACGGGUCCUCUAUAGAUCCGCAUUCAAUAACAUUCGAAAGCAAAGCAUGAACUCAUCAUUCUUAGUUUCUCCAAAUGCAAAAAUGCACCUCCUUACGUAUAAUAAGUUGUAAAUAGUUCUAGUCGAUUAAAUUACUACCAUUAUCGUUGCUAUUGAUUGACAUUCAUCUGAUCAAAACGCCCAGCCACCGGGAGCCCGAUUAUGUCCUAUUUAUAAUCUUCAUACAGUUAUAGCAAAGCAGUCAGUGUGCAGUUAUGUUAAAGCGAC